AUGUCUUCUGCCGACAAGUCCAGGCAGUCGUCUGGCGGCAAGGGAGGGGGCUUCUUCUCGCGCAGCAAGCACAAGAGCAGCGCCAGCGACAGGCGCGACGACGACGGCUCCUCCACCCACUCGGUGCCGCGCCAUGUCAGAGGCUCGUCCAUCAUCUCGGUCGACCGCCCCGUCACCCCCGACGCCGCCAUGGCCAUGGGCAUAAACCACAUGGCCGGCCCCAUGACCGCCAUCCCCUACAACACCACCAACGCAGACCGGCGCAGCCCCAUCCCCGUCGAGUACCUGCCGCGGCCCGACCACAUGUCCGUCCAGCGCGAGCCCCUGCCGCACCAGCUCAAUAAGUCCACCAGCGAUUUCCACCAGUACCCCUCGGUCGAUGCUAACCCCCUGGCACAAAUGGCCGCCGGCUCCCACCUCUCUGGCCCUCGUCCUCCCCCCGGCACCGCCAACAUCACCAUGGCCUCGACCGGCCAGCGCAACACCCAGUUCCAGCAAUGGGGCCCCAUGCUGCAGCCCGGCCUGCCGCCCCGCCCCGGCACCUCCAGCAGCAGCUACAGCAAGACCAACAGCGGCGCCUACAACGAGCGCAGCGACUCCCUCGCCUAUUCCAACUGGCAGGCUAGCCGGAUCUCGAGGGAGAGCGACCAGGCCAGCAUAUUUUCAGGUAAAGGAGGACCCCCCGACUCUGCCACGACUCCGCGCUCAUCCUUGUUACCAGCACUGCCCAGUGCCACCUCCCAGAGCUCCUUCAACUCGCACCAGUCCAGCCGCGACUCGCACCGGUUAACCAAAUUCCCAGGUGGCCCUUACUCGCCAGCAGCCGCCAACGGUGGCGGGCCUGACGCCUUCCAGCUCACCAGACCAGACGAUGACCGGGUUACCGAGCAGAUGUUUUACGAGCUGAUGCAGAAGCGAGGGUGGCACAACCUGCCCGACCAGGCCAAGCGCCAGAUGAUGGCAUAUCCGGCUUCGAAGAAAUGGACUCUAAUCUACCAGGAUCGCCUGACUGAGUGGCAGGGCGACCAGAAGAGGCGGCAGACGGCUAGGAUAAACCAGUACUCGGCGGCAGACAUUGCGACCAUUGCCUCGGCCGACGAGGAGGGCUCACCGGAAUGGUACGUUCGCAAGGUUAUGGACAACAGCUUGGAUUCCAAGGGCCUGGGCAGUCUGGAGGUCAACCUGAGGACACAGCAGAUUGGCUGGGUCAAGCGCUUCAUUGAGUGCCAGGGCCAGAUUGCCUUGACGACUUUGCUCCUCAAGAUCAACCGCAAGACUGCCAUCGGACCCGCUGCACCGUCAGACUCGAAGAGCAGCGAGAAGAACCUCGAUAAGGAAUACGAUAUUGUCAAGUGCUUGAAGGCUCUUCUCAACAACAAAUAUGGUGCCGACGAUGCCAUCUCUCACCAGCAGGUCAUUGUGUCACUGGCGACGUCGCUUAUUUCCCCGCGGUUGACCACAAGGAAGCUGGUCAGCGAUGUCUUGACGUUUUUGUGUCACUGGGAGCAGGGGCAAGGGCACAUGAAGGUUAUCGAGGCUAUGGAUACCGUCAAGACGCAACAGAACGAGAAUGGUCGGUUCGACGCCUGGAUGCGCCUCGUCGAGGUCACUGUCGACGGACGCGGAAAGAUGGGCAGUCUUGUCGGAGCCAGCGAAGAAGUACGCAGCGGCGGCAUCGGCAUGGAGAACCUGUUGAUGGAAUACGCCGUGGCGACCCUCAUUCUCAUCAACAUGCUCGUCGAUGCGCCCGAAGGGGACCUGCAGCUAAGGAUGCAUCUCCGGGCCCAAUUUGGCGCAUGUGGUAUCAAGCGGAUCCUCACCAAGAUGGACGCCUUCCAGUAUGACUUGAUAGACAAGCAGGUCGAACGAUACCGGACCAACGAAGCUAUCGACUACGAAGAUAUGCUUGAGAAAGAGGGCAGCAGUAUCAAGGACAGUAUAGAAGGCGAGGUCAAGGAUCUCAACGACCCCGUUCAGAUCGUGGAUGCAAUCCAACAGCGGCUUGUGGGCACCAAGACACAAGAUUACUUCAUCUCCGCCCUGCAGCAUCUGCUUCUCAUUCGCGAAAAUGAUGGAGAGGAACGCUUGCGCAUGUUUCAGCUGGUGGAUUCCAUGCUUAGCUAUGUGGCCAUGGAUAGGAGACUGCCCAAUAUGGACCUCAAGCAGAGUCUGAACUUCACCGUCCAGAGCUUGCUUGACAAGCUACAUACCGACUCCGAAGCACGACAAGCUCAGGAUGAAGCCCUCGAGAGUCGCCAAAUCGCCGACGCCGCUAUGGCCGAGCGCGACGAGAUGAAGGCUGAGCUCGAGUUGGGAGCCGAUGGACUGGUCGCAAAGCUGCAGAAGCAGUUGAACGAACAGGCUAGGUUCAUUGAAGCGCAAAAGCGACACGCUGAUGGCCUCAAAGCUGAGAUCGAGAACAUGCAGACGGUCAGGGCCAAGGAGGCCCAGCGCUAUGAGCUUGAGACUAGGGAGCUAUACCUCAUGCUACGCGAUGCUCAGGACGUGGCCGCUUCGCAGGCUGUCAAGGGCGGAAAUGAUAGCAAGGCGCCAGCUGAAGACCCUGCCCGAAUGCAAGGUAUCCUGGAUCGAAAGAGGCUCAUGGAACGCCUUCAGAUGCAGAUCGAGCGUCAGAAGACUCAGUACAAGCUCGAAGGCAGAGUCUGGGGCGAUACUGUCGGCCCUUCAGAUCGCUUGCGGGCGUUACGAGAAGAGAUGGACGGAUUCUCUGCACCUGAGGGCGCUGGUAUGCCACCAGCUGGAUUCGGUGGUGGAAUCACCAAUAGUAUGCUUGGGUCGGUCAACCGACAGACCAAGAUUCCGAGGAAGCCAAUCAACUCCAAGGGCGAGAUCAUCGAAGAAGGUGAAGAGGAAGGCGAAGACGGGAUUGUCUACGAGAAGCCUAGAGUCGUCGAAAUCCGGAGGCCGGUUAUGGAUCCAAGACAAGCCAGCAAUCUCAUGGCCGAAAUUCAAGCCAAGGGUAAGAAGUUCGAUGCCAGCGACUCGGAAGACGGCGAUGGCGUCACAACGGGUCCAUCUCAUCCCAGCUUGGAAUCGCAAUCGCCGAUUACACCCAGCGACCCCGAUGCCCCCAAGAUCCAGGUCACUGGUGCAUCAGGUGCUCCAGCUCCUCCGCCUCCGCCUCCGCCCCCACCGCCGCCGCCUAUGCCGGGACAACUCCCAGGCGCUCCACCUCCGCCACCGCCCAUGCCAGGCGCUCUCCCCGGUGCGCCUCCGCCGCCGCCGCCGCCUCCACCGCCUCCCCCCAUGCCCGGUAUGGCCGGCAUGCCUCCACCGCCUCCUCCACCUCCAAUGCCCGGCGCUGUUCCCGGCGCUCCUCCGCCUCCACCACCAAUGCCUGGUGCCAUGUCUGGACACUUCUUGUCUGCCCAAAGCAACUUCGCACCAACUACUACCACCCUUGGUCUCCCCGUUGUUAGGCCAAAGAAGAAGCUCAAGGCACUCCACUGGGAGAAGGUCGACGCCCCAGAGACAAGUCAUUGGGCUGCGCAUGCACCCACAGCAGAGGAGAGAGAAGAGAAGUAUAUUGAGCUUAGCAAGAGGGGUAUUCUUGAUGAAGUUGAGAAACUUUUCAUGGCUAAGGAGAUCAAACAACUUGGUAUGGGCACCUCUAAGAAGGAUGACAAGAAGCAAAUCAUCUCUGGUGACUUGCGCAAAGCUUAUGCUAUCGCCCUUUCCAAGUUCUCUCAGCAUCCUGUUGAGAAGAUUGUGCAGAUGGUCAUUCACUGUGACAAGGAUGUUCUAGACAACCCCGUCGUCAUGGACUUCUUGCAGAAAGACGAUCUGUGCAACAUCCCCGAUACUGUCUCAAGACAAAUGGCUCCCUACAGCAAGGACUGGACUGGACCCGCGGCUAAUAAAGAGGCUCGUGAGCAAGAUCCUUCCGAGCUUACUCGAGAGGAUCAGAUCUACCUCCAAACGGCCUUUGAGCUGCAUCACUACUGGAAGAGUAGGAUGCGGGCUCUAGCGCUAACAAAAACAUUUGAGUCUGACUACGAUGAGAUCAACGACAAGAUACGACAAGUCGUCGAGGUAUCUGAAUCACUACGUGACUCGGUGUCCUUGAUGAACGUUCUUGGUCUCAUCUUGGAUAUCGGUAACUACAUGAACGACGCCAACAAGCAGGCUCGCGGUUUCAAGCUGAGCUCACUUGCACGUCUUGGCAUGGUCAAGGACGACAAGAAUGAGUCAACAUUAGCUGACCUGGUCGAACGUAUUGUUCGCAAUCAGUACCCCGAAUGGGAAGGUUUCGCCACGGAUAUUGGCUCCGUCAUUGCAGUGCAGAAGAUCAACGUCGAGCAACUGCAGUCCGACGCGAAGAAAUACAUUGACAAUAUCCAGAACGUACAGAUGUCGCUCGACAGUGGAAACUUGUCCGACCCUAAGAAAUUCCACCCGCAAGACCGUGUCAGUCAGAUUGUUCAGCGCUGCAUGAAGGAGGCCCGUCGUAAGGCCGAACAGAUGAGCCUGUACCUUGAGGAGAUGGUUCGCACCUACAACGAUAUCAUGGUCUUCUACGGAGAAGAUCCGACCGACGACAGUGCCCGUCGCGACUUCUUCUCCAAGUUGGCCCUAUUCUUGAAUGAAUGGAAGAAGUCUAGAGAGAAGAACGUGAACUUGGAGGAAACCCGCCGCAGGAACGAGGCAAGCAUGAAGCGCAAGCAUGCUCAGCUCAAGAUCAAUGCUGCUGCUGCCGAAGCAAAUGGCCAGCCACUGGCCAGUCCCGCUAGUGCCGGUGCUAUGGACAGCCUACUCGAGAAGCUGCGCGCUGCUGCUCCACAGGCACGAGAUCAGCGCGACCGCAGGCGGAGAGCGCGUCUCAAGGACCGGCACCAAGUGCGCAUAGCGAGCGGACAGAAGAUACCGAACAUCAACGAAAUUCCCGAGGUCGAGGCGGCUGGCCUACGAUCAGAUGGCACAAGUGCCGCUGAUACUAAUGAGGGGCCAACCAGCCCCGGCCUGUUGUCUCCAACCUCUACCGAUGGAGCAGCCGCUGGCGAAGAUACGCUAGCGUCACGGGCCGAGAUGCUCCUUCGGGAUAUGCGCGGUGGUGACGGCGCGACCGAUGACGGCAAUGCCGAGGGCAGAGACAGCCUUAGGCGAAGCGCCGCAGAAGAGCGUCGAUCGAGAAGAAGAAGAGUCAAAGGCGCCAGUACAGCCAGCAGCGGUGCAGGGGCCGACGGCGCAGAAGAAGAGGGUGUAACGAGUCCCACCAAGGAAGAAGUCCCACCGGUACCUACUGUUGCGGUCACCGCCGAGGAUUGA
Molecule: messenger RNA, 5286 nt
Organism: Neoarthrinium moseri
Lineage: Eukaryota; Fungi; Ascomycota; Sordariomycetes; Amphisphaeriales; Apiosporaceae
Exons: 2
Coding region: 1-5286 (1761 amino acids)
Biological process (GO): barbed-end actin filament capping; actin filament bundle assembly; mitotic actomyosin contractile ring assembly
Cellular component (GO): mating projection tip; cell division site
Molecular function (GO): small GTPase binding; actin binding
Source: RefSeq, a predicted model, not a curated record